Molecule: messenger RNA, 1408 nt
Organism: Stomoxys calcitrans (stable fly)
Lineage: Eukaryota; Metazoa; Arthropoda; Insecta; Diptera; Muscidae
Gene: Daao2
Product: D-aspartate oxidase
Exons: 5
Coding region: 247-1278 (343 amino acids)
Molecular function (GO): D-amino-acid oxidase activity; FAD binding
Source: RefSeq, a predicted model, not a curated record
ACCAUUUAUAGGGUCGUCGCUUUGGGUUAUCAGCAUAACUUAACAGCUGAAGUGAGUGAAACUUAUUUGCCUUAGAUUAUAAAGCAACAACAACAUCAUUAAAUCAAAAUAAAAAAAAUAAAAGAAAACAACAAAAACAAAGCGAUAGCCGGCUGCAUUUUGCACUGCCUGCUGAUAAGCGUCUCAUAUGGCUAUCGUGUCAUUCAGUCAUUUUUUGAUUUCGGUGGGACAUAGACCUAUAAGAAGAUGCGUGUGGCUAUUUUGGGAGGAGGUAUUAAUGGUUUCAGUUGUGCUGUAAGAAUUCAAGAACACUUUCAGCAACGCAAUCAACCCAUUGAGGUGACAGUGUUGUCCGAAGAUUUUUCACCAAACACCACGGGAGAUGGUUCGGCUGGUUUGUGGGGACCUUAUUUGUUGGGCAAAACACCCGCUAGCAGUGUUAACAAAUGGUCCAAGGGAAUGCAUGAUUUUUUACAAGAACUAUGGUUGUCUGAAGAUGCCGGCGAGGCUGGCAUUUGUUUGAUUCCAGUCAUACGUGUGACUACAACUGAUACGCCGGUUGCUGAUUUCUGGCGAGAUAUUGUGUAUGGCUGUCAAGAGGUUCCCCAAAAACUGCUUGAUGAGUAUAAUGCCAAUAGAGACAAGAAAUUUAAAUCUGGUUUACAUUUUGUCACCUAUACCUCAGAACCACGAAAACUGUUGCCCUAUCUCAUGAAACGUUUUGAGAAGCGUGGAGGCCAUAUUGUCAAGCAGAAAAUUGAAAGCCUUACGGAAUUUUGCGAAAAUACAAACUAUGAGGUGAUUGUCAAUUGUACAGGACUGGGAUCUUUCAAAUUGCUGGGGGAUGAGAAAAUGUAUCCGGUGCGUGGUCAAGUGAGUAGAGUAAGGGCUCCAUGGUUGUACUAUGUGUUGCUGGAUGAGAGUGAUGAUGGAAACUAUAUUAUACCCAACAUGGACUCUGUGGUUCUGGGAGGAACCCAUCAGGAAAAUGAUUUUAAUAUUUCAGUAUGUCCCAAUGAUAAGAAAUUCAUAGUAGAAGGUUGUAAUCAGUUAGUGCCUCCCCUGGAAAAGGCCACCCAUAUGUUUGAUUGGGUGGGACAAAGGCCGGGAAGACCCAAUUUGCGUUUAGAGUCAGAGCAAUUUGAUAAGCAAUUGGUUAUUCAUAACUAUGGCCAUGGUGGCAGUGGUGUUACUCUAGCCUGGGGUUGUGCCUCUGAGGUAUUGGAUAUAUUGGAAAAGGCCAUGGAGAAAUUACAUCAACAAAAAUCGAAAUUAUAAUCAACUCCAGUUUGUGUAGUUAACAUUUGUCAGCCUGUUAAGCAACAUUAAAUGUGUGUUUUGGCUGUAUACAUGUUUAAUAAACUAAUGUUGCGGGCAACAAUGUUGCUGGCAACAUUGCUGCUGGGAA